AAAAAAAAAAAAUGGUCUUGAAUCCGUGAUUGGAUCCAUACCUUUUUCUUUUACUCGUACCAUUUUAGAGUAUUCUUUUGAUUUCUUUCUUAUCCUUUCUUCUCGUAAAAACUUCCAUUAAAUCCCUAAUAAAAUAAAAUAAAAUAAAAACCAAUUUCUAUGCUUAAAAUCCUAGGUCAAGGCAGAGAGUCACAAAACAGAGGAGAGAGAAACAGAGAAACUUUACAUUACAUUUCUAAAACAGAGUUCCUUACAACACUUUAUUUAUAUUCUCUUUCUAAUUUUAAUAAUCCAAUAAAUUUCACACAAAUUUUUAUUGUUGUUUGUUUUAAAUUUGUUACAGUUUAUGGAAUUUUGGUUUUUUGGGUUUUUAUAAUUUAAUUAGAAUGAGCUGCUCUGUUUUUUGGUAAAAGUUUUGCGUUUUAUGUAAUUGGUAAAGAAAAAAAAUGACGGGUUUCGUGAAAUUUAGCGAUUUAAGGUAAUUUUUUUUUGGUUUUGAAAAUUAUAAAUUAUGAGUCAAGAAACUGUUGUCGAGCUUCAAGAAAUUGAGAAACAAAAUUCAGGUUGUUCAAUCAAUGAUGCAAGAGUUUCAGAAACAGUUAUUGCAAUACAGGAAAAUUCACAAGAUUUGAGUUGUUCACAGGAAUCAGCUGGUGUUAUUGUAGUUGUUGUUGACGAUGUUGUCAGAAAUUCUGAAAACAGAUCAAGUAAUUCAGGGGAGAGUUGUGCAACAGGAAUUGUGAGUGAAACAAAGGUUGCUGAAACUAAAGAUGAGAAAAAACCAUGGCUUGUUGAUGUAAAAUGCGGAGAUGGAGAAGUUUGUGAUGGUGAAUUAUUGUGUAGAAUUUGUCAUUUGAGUUCUGAGCAACCAUGGAAGUUGCCGCUUUUCGCGGCGAAAACUGAUCUUAUCUUGCUUGGUUGUGGAUGUAAAGGUGAACUUAGUGUUGCACAUUUUUAUUGUGCUGAGGCUUGGUUCAAGCUCAAGGGAAACAGGAUUUGCGAAAUAUGUGGGGAGAUGGCAAACAAUGUACGAGGGGUGGGGAACGAGAGCUUCAUGGAGGAGUGGAAAGACAGCAGAAUAAAUGCCAAUGCAACCGAUUCAUCAAACAUGGGUGCAGAAGGAUGCUGGCAAGGACAACCGUUGUGUAACUUCCUCAUGGCCUGCUUGGUCAUCGCGUUUGUCGUGCCAUGGUUUUUCCGCAUUAAUAUGUUUUGAGUAUGUACAUUAUUUCUUCUUCUUAACACAAUAAUUUCUUCUUUCCUAGCCGACUAAUGGCUAAGAUUUUGGUGAA
Molecule: messenger RNA, 1292 nt
Organism: Chenopodium quinoa (quinoa)
Lineage: Eukaryota; Viridiplantae; Streptophyta; Magnoliopsida; Caryophyllales; Amaranthaceae
Exons: 2
Coding region: 512-1216 (234 amino acids)
Molecular function (GO): zinc ion binding
Source: RefSeq, a predicted model, not a curated record